AUGUAUGUAUCAACGCUGGCGACGCGGCAAGGCCUUUUAGCGCGCUCAGGAAACCGUCUGUCAGCAGUCAUACAGGAAGAGUCCGAAACCAUCAAUGCGUACGUCCAUUCUUCAAUGGAGGCAGCUGAAAUUUCGGUUUCAAUUUCACUUCGGAAACAGAUACGCACAGCCAAAACGGCAACUGGCACCGAAGCAAACAAGCUAGAGGCUGCAGUGGAGAAGUUCAGCGAAGCAGUGGACAGGUUGGACGACAAGACGCAGUCACUCCCAGAGAUUAUUGAAAGGAUUAAAACAAAUACUACAGCAGCACAAACUCUUCUGGACAACGCGAACAAAGCGCUGGCAAGGCUAAUCCGACUUCAAGAGGAGCUUGAAUUCGACCAAGAACAAAGCUCGCUUAAGAGGUGUGAUGUUCCGGAAAUGAAACUCGCACCAAUCCCAAUUCCAAAACUCAGCGGAAAACUCUGGGAAUGGGAGACCUUCUGGAAAUCUUUCGAUCACACCGUGAAUUCCAGAAAAACUGACAACCUCUUCAAGUUCAAUUACCCCCUUGACGCCCUCGAAGGUGAUGCAGAAGAAUCUGUGAAGCAUUUCGAGGUCUCGGGAAGCACCUACCAAUUGGUGAUUGAGCAUCUGAAAGAGAAAUAUGGCGACAAACAGGCUUUGACUGAUCAACAUUUGAAGAAUCUCCACGGAGCACGCGCCCGAACCGACAGUCUAGAAGACUAG
Molecule: messenger RNA, 729 nt
Organism: Necator americanus (New World hookworm)
Lineage: Eukaryota; Metazoa; Nematoda; Chromadorea; Rhabditida; Ancylostomatidae
Exons: 1
Coding region: 1-729 (242 amino acids)
Source: RefSeq, a predicted model, not a curated record